GCUUCACACUUUUAUUGUGUGUAAAUAAAGUCGUCAGGCUUCAUUAAAACACAUAUUUCAGGUUGUUUAGCACGUUAUUUACAUAAUUGCCAUUUGAAGAGCAUUUGUUGAUAAUUCAAAGAUUCUGCGUGGCGCAAAUAACCCUGGCACCUCUGUAAACAGAAGAAUUUGAUUGAUCGUUGGACGUUUUCGCGUAAUUAUAACUACUUUAAGUUUAGAAAUAAGUGUUUUAGUUCGUCACGUUUCUUAUACGCUGUGGACUAACAACUUAUCUUUGCACUUUCCAGGAAGGUACCUAGAUGGAUCUAUAAAAAACACAUAAUGGUAAUGAAAUUUAUCACACACUUUCUUGCUCAAAUCGGACCGCAGUCUGAGUAUACUUGGACUCGUCUAAUUUACAGUGCACUUAAGGCUCCUACAUAUCAUUUGUAUUUUGAAUUGCUACUAAUUAUUGGUAUCAUAUGGUUGUUGUUUAAACGCAGUUAUCGUAUUAAUGAUGUAAUCAAUCUAAGUGUGGAGGAGAAAAAUCAACUGAUCAAUGAAUGGAAACCCGAUAGUUUGGUUCCGAAAGAUUGGGAACCAUCAAAAUAUCUAUUAAAACAAUUCCAUAGAUGUGCGAAUGGUCCUCUUGGCAAAUAUGUCAAUUUCAAUUUAGAAGUGGAAGAGUUUGGAGCUACUGAAAACAAUGUUAGUAAGAAUCAUCUUAAUUUCGCAACAUUAAAUUUCUUAAACUUUGUUGGGGAUUCGGAUUUGUCUAAUGUCGCUACUGAGCAGCUGAAAAAAUAUGGUGUUGGAUCAUGUGGACCAAGAGGAUUCUAUGGUACUUUUGAUGUUCAUCUUGAAUUGGAAAAUAAGUUGGCUGAAUUCCUCGGUGUUGAAAAAGCAGUAAUUUAUUCUUAUGGAGCAGCUACAUUUUCUAGUGCUAUCCCAUCCUAUUCCAAACGAACUGAUGUAAUAUUUGCGGAUGAAGGUAUCAACCAUGCUACGUAUCUAGGCUUAGUGGCAUCUAGAAGUCAUGUUCGAUUUUUCCGUCAUAAUGAUAUGGAACAUUUGGAACAAUUACUGAUAGCACAGGCAAAAAGAGAUAAAGAAGAUCCUAAGCGUGCAUUACUAACUCGCCGAUUUUUUGUUGUUGAAGGUAUUUAUUUCAAUUCUGGAGAAAUUUGUCCCUUAUCUGAGCUUAUUGCUUUAAAAUAUAAAUACAAAGUUCGCAUUUUGUUAGAUGAGACCAUUUCUUUUGGAGUAUUAGGUAAGACUGGUAGGGGUGUAACGGAAUAUUUUGGUGUUAAUAUAGAAGACAUUGACUUAAUCUCAGGUAAGCUUGUGUUUUUAAUUCUCAUUUCUUCGGUUGUACCGCUUUUUUCAUUGAUCGUUUUAUCUGCGAUUACAUACUUAUUUAGUUAAUGCACAAUAAUAAUGUUCUGAUUGGCUGGAGAUUGUUGAUUUAGUAAAGCAAAGGUCAAGGUUUUUACCUCCUACACUAAAUUACUUAACUACUCGAUUAUAUUGCAUGCAUUGAUUGAUAAAUAUCAGCCGUGAACCACGACUGUUGUGGCGUGAUUACCUGACAGUUUAUCAUGGUGAUUUAGCAACCGUAAAAUAGUUUGAUCCAGAUAAUUUUUACUACUAGAUUUUUGAAGUGUAUGAGAAUAGUGAUUACAGGUGGAUGGAAAGUCUAAUCAUGAUUCAGUUUGAUAUGUGUUAUGAAUAAUUGAGUUAGAACUCUACCACUUCAACAAAAUUCAUUCUCGUAACUCUACUAAAUGCUGUGCCAAAUUUAUUUCAGAUAGUCUUUAUGUAUUAGGUUUUCUUAAAAAUUUGAUUUUCAUUCAUGCAAAUUUGUCAUAUUUGGAUUAAUCUAAAUAUAUUGUUUCGAUAUUUUAUUAUUACCAUCACUGAAGUGGUGGCUUGGUUUUCAACCAGUUAUUUGCAUGUUCUAGCGCGCUUCUGUUCGUUUCUCGAAACCGUUCGAAAUUUAACAUUUUAAACUAAAUAAAUAAACUACUUAAAGAUUAACCAACUUAUCCGUGUGUAUAAUGGGGAUUAGUAAAUAGAAGUAUCAGCUUACAAGAUUAAAAGUCGUUAGAACUAAUUAAUCAGGUUGUAUUAGUCAACUGGAUAAGUGAACUUGAAACUGAUACUAUGAAGCAGGCGAACCAAUUUAUAACGAUUCAUCAAGUGCAUUAUUACAAAUAUUUGGUGACUAGUACAGAAUUUACGAAGGUUGAAUUUUUCAAGGACUUGGAUUAUAUUAGUAAUAAUCAACGAGACUUCUGUGUUAUUAUUGUUAACCAUUAAUAUUAUGACCGUCAGCUUAGAGUUGAGGAUGUAUGUAAGUUAUCUUGCUACAAUUAUGCGACUUCUCACUCCAUAGUUUCCACACUACACCUAAGGAGUUGUUUUGUUUACCUAAUAGGUUCGUUGGAAACUGCUUUAGGGGUAUGUGGAGGAUUUUGUGCUGGAUCGCAGUAUGUUGUUGGUCAUCAAGAACUCUCUGGACAAGCAUAUUGUUUUUCAGCUUCUCUACCACCAAUGUUAGCUAAAGCUGCAUGUACAGCAAUUUCUAAACUGCAAUCGCCUAAGGAAAAUGGUAAACGUAAUCAACGGUUAUUGGAAUUAUCCAGAUUAACUGACAAUUUGUUUCAUUCGAACAGCAAGUUAACCAGUAUUUGGAAACUAUAUGGUCAUCCGGAUAGUCCGUUAAAACACUUAAGAUUCAGAGAAAAUAAUACUUUAGGUAAACUUGAGGCUGUUGUCCAAACUGCUUUUGAUUGGACUGAUGAGCGAAAUUUGAAAGCACCUCCUUUAUUGUUGACAGUAUCAAGGUUAGUAAUGCUUAGUUGCACGCUAAUUCAUAUCAUAUUUAUUCCUAAUGUUAUAGCUAAUAUCCAAAGAUUUUUUGUGCAAAGAUAUUGCGGCAGUUUAUAGUAAGAGAACAAGAAUAGUACAUAGCAUGAUGUGCAGUCCAGUUGAAAAUGCAACCAGAAACCUCUCAGUCAAGAAUGCUCCUCAAACUAUUUUAAAGAAUGAUAAUACUAAAGCAAAAUCCCCACUGGUUAUUACUUUCGGCCUUCUCAAAUAACGUUUCAAACCAUUGAGUUGUAUGGUGUUUAAGACUCAAACUAGGGAGUUGUGAGAAACAAACAUAUGUCAGCACUAGGCAAAUUCCAUCCCGUAGCUUCAUGUCACACACUGACUACCUUCUCUCUUUUCACCCCGUCCCAGGUUCGGCAAAUAAUGCACAGUAUAGAAUGGCGUUCGUACACAUGCCUGAGCCACCGAAGCGAGUGUUUCAAAGUGGUGACACUAAUUGUUGUCACUGAGGUCAAACACACUUCUCAUAUCUCAGCAUUACUAACACGGUGUUGCCACUAGAAAUCAGCAAUCCUUAAGCGAGAGCAAUGAUCGGACAUAGAGAGUUGCGAAUAUUCUCAGCUCGGAGAUGCCAGGUUUCGCAAGUAUAAAGCAAACUACUCCCACUCGACGUGGUAUAGAUCCGAUCUUCUAAAGCCAGACUAGUAUCAUGAAGGAGCCAAAGGUGUUUCAGAUUGUCGUAGACCACUCUGGCUUUUACUAAACGCAGAGUGACCUCAUCAGUUACUUCACCAUCAGCACUCACAUAAAUAUCUAGAUUCUCAACCCUUUCAACUGCCUCGUUUGUUGCUGUUUCCAAAUAUCGAUGAAAAAGUCGAAGAGGACGAGUGAAAUUGAGCAACAGUGCAACAAUAUCGGUGACUACUGCAUUGAACAUUGGUACUGGGAAGAAACAGGUUGUGACCUCCGCAAAGCUCAAAGAGACAGUCACCCCUGUCUGACAUGGAAACAACGAUUCCCUGUUGGCUACCAAGCGGCUCUACUCUGUGUAUAGACGGUCGACCUGUGCUUCGAAUCCCCGGUUAGUACUACAAUUUCUGUCGAACGUGCUUCACUGACAUCGUUUAUUUGAUGAUGGAACUCAUCCUCGAUCGCAUCUGGGCGGCAAUCCGUGGAGACGUAGUCGAGGAUCACGAAACGACAUCGUCCCACAUGCCAAUUUCUACCCACUUUGGUGGUGUUUUGUAAUCAAACAGGACGCACGACUGACAAUGGGGACCCGCUCGACUAGUAUGACCUUUACCCUGCCGCCUGCUGCGACACCGAAAUCAGACAUUAGUCCCAUAGGGUUAGAAGAGUCUUGGAAGUAAACUAUGCAUCAGAAUUAAGACUUCCUGGAAACGAAAUAAAACCUGCUUCCGUAUGAGAACAUUGAGGUAUGCCAGAUUAAGUCGUACACUUUGCCUCGCAGACGCUGAUUCAAAUAUGAUUGAUAUUACAAUUGAGAAAUACGAGCACUCAUCAACCUGAAGUUGUUUAGAUAUGACGGGACAUUUAACACAGACGAAGUGUUAAACAAUCUGGAAAAUAAUAGUACACCCAAAGAAUAGAUACAAUGAAGUAGAAAAUUGAAAAAGUAAAUGAAAUUCUUGUGCAGUAGAAUCAAUGUAGGUAUUGUUUAACAAGGUAGCAAAGUGGAACGAAUGGAGCGGUUUCCCCAUGAUUAGGCAUCGACAUAUUUCUUUGUGGGUUGGAAUAGUACUCGAACGUCCAAACCGAAGCGUUCAAAAAAGUAAAAUUACAACUACCUCCAUUUGCAUUAUAGCAAACUGAUUCACUAUUAUCUUCGGCAUCAUGCCAGAAUGUCAAUUAACUUGUUUGAGUUUUAAAUUGUUAAGAUUCUAAAUUAAUUUCAAAUCAAUUACUCAAUAGUUAGGUCUAGCUUCAUGUUACUGCAUUACUUACAACCUUGUUAAUCUUUUAUUAAAUCGUCUUUUUUCAGAUAUACGUAUAGUAUAAAUUUCCCUGCUCCACCUCCAAGUAUUCGUAUUGCAUUGAAUUGUGAUUUAACUAAUGAAGAAUUGCGUCAUCUAUUCUAUGUUCUUUCUUCAAUAGUUCCUGCAUGAAUCGACCAGUAAAUGAUGAAAUUUACAUUCAAUAAUGUUGGCUGUGAAACAUUUUAACAAAACAUGAUAUUUGUCCCUGUAAUAUUAUGGACGUCACUAGCUUAAUAAUAUUAUAUUUUUAGAUUUUUGUAAAUGUCUCUUUAGUAAUAAACAGGUUAAAUAUAAUUAGCGUUUUUGCGUAAUCCCUUGUUUAUUUUCCCCUUAGUACUUCGUUGAAGCUUUAAAUGUAAAAUAACUGUCUAGUUUUGUCUACCUGAUGUAUGGAUACUCAUCACAUAAGCGUUGUAUGAUUUAAAAUUUUUAUCACACACUGUGAAUGGACAUGUAUAUAAUAGGCAUGUUUUCAUAUAUGAUAAACUUUCUUGAUUGUUGAAUACGAAAUAAAUAUCUACUGAAUUUGGCCUGCUAUAGAGAACAAAUAAUCAGUUGAUAAUUGGUCAGGAUAAAUAAAAGUGCGACUUUACAAACAGAUCAUUGGAAUAAGUUCUGUAAUUUACUGGACCACAAGAUUUCCUCCAUAACAGAAGUUCGAACAUCAGAUUGACGGAAUUUCAAUGAAGUUUAGCUAAAUCCAGUCCUUAUUGCAAUGAAGAACACUUAAUUAAUUCUUAAACUAGAAUCCUUCUUGAAAACCGUCUAUACAGUCAGAGAAAUCAGCUCAAGAGGAAAACACAGGGCAUAUAUAUGGUAGAGACUAUAGCUACCCACCAAUCCAGGCCUAACCCUUAUGCAUAAAAACAGUACGUCCAGCUAUUGCUGGACUAUUUUCUUAACCCUCCUAUCUAUCUUUCAUAGCCAAUCACUUGCUGCCUAAUCCUUUCCUACAACUGAUUUGUCAUCGUUACAACUUGAUCAUUCUGCCCUUAAUAUGUAAAUGAUUAAGUAUCUUCACCUCAACACUUUUCAUUAGCCGAUAAUUUCACAACUUGCUUCUAAUAUCUGAUUUUUGUAUUCAACUCAGGACACGAUACCACUUCACUAUCCUAUGACUACUCAACACUAUUCUAUUUUACU
Molecule: messenger RNA, 5954 nt
Organism: Schistosoma haematobium
Lineage: Eukaryota; Metazoa; Platyhelminthes; Trematoda; Strigeidida; Schistosomatidae
Product: Serine palmitoyltransferase 1, variant 2
Exons: 4
Coding region: 322-1404 (360 amino acids)
Biological process (GO): ceramide biosynthetic process; sphingosine biosynthetic process
Cellular component (GO): endoplasmic reticulum
Molecular function (GO): serine C-palmitoyltransferase activity; pyridoxal phosphate binding
Source: RefSeq, a predicted model, not a curated record